This is a messenger RNA of Amoebophrya sp. A120, 3429 nucleotides long. Lineage: Eukaryota; Dinophyceae; Syndiniales; Amoebophryaceae. The record is from the annotation of a GenBank genome assembly.
UAUCCAUUUACAUUUCCAACCACUUGCGCUUCACUUGUAGAAAACUAAGUCUUCUUCAAGAUGGCCGAAACAGAGGAAAAUACUGCUGUCGUCGAAGAACAAGCCCCAGCGCCUGCUGCGGAAACCGUAGAGGAGGCUGCUGCAGCACCCGCGGUCGAAGCGGCUGAGCCCGCGGCGGAAGAAACCACAGCUGCGGACGCUGCACCGGCCGCGGAAGUGGGCGAGGCAGAAGCUGAGGCAGAGGUCGCCCCCGCACCUGCGGAGGAGGCCGAGGCCGUUCCAGAAGCAGAAGCAGCCGUAGAAGAGGCCCCAACAGCGCCUGAAGAGGCGGCUGCCGCGGCGGAGGAAGCGCCAGCAGCCGAGGCAGCAGCGGUCGCAGAGGAACUGCCUCCUGCUGCUGAAGAAGCCACUGCUGCAGCUCCCGAGACCAAGGAGGAAGUUUCCGCUUCUCCGGCAGCGGAUGAAAACGUAGAAGUUGAAGCUGCACCUGUUGCAGAAGCAGACAUAGUUGAACCAGCGACAGAGGAGGCGCCAGUCGUCGAAGCCGCGGUUGAGGAGUCUACUGCUCCCGCUGCGGAAACAGAGGCUGCAGAGACUGCAGCUCCCGUAGAAGAGGGCGCUGCUGCCGAAGAACCGCAAGCUGCGGACGAACCGCCAGUUGCGGAAGAACCUGCCGUGGCUGCAGAGGAGCCCGCUGCCGUCGAAGAAGCGCCGGCUGCUGAAGAGAGCAGUCCCGCUGCAGCGGAAGAGAGCAGUCCCGCUGCCGCGGAAGAGAGUGCCACUCCUGCGGCUGAAUCACCAGUAACAGAGACGCCAGCGGUUGCCGCUCCUGAAGAAGAGGUAGUAGCUCCGGCCGCGGAGGAACCAGCUGCGGAAGGCGACGCCGCUCCCGCAGAACCAGAAGUCGAAGCCACUGCUGCACCAGAUGCGGAGGAAGGAACCACUGCAGUUGCUGCGGAGGAGUCUCCCGCAGUAGAGGAAACAGCACCGAGUGCUGCUGCUGCUGCUGCUGACGAGGAGCCCGCUGCAACCGAGGAGCCUGCUGCAACCGUUGAAGAAGCGGCUGGUGAAGUUGUAGAGCCGGCUGCUGAAGCUGAAGCACAGCCAGCUGCUGGUGAUGCUGCGGUGCAGGAGGAACAAACCCCCGCCGCCCCGGAACAAGAGACCACUCCGGAACAAACCACGGCUCCGGAUGAAACAACGCCCGUCGCUGCCGAGGAAACUCCUGCGCCUGCCGCUGCCGAAGAAAUUACACCUGCAGCGGAAGAGGAACAAAAGCCGGCGCCUGCAGCGGACGAGGACGAAGACGCUGCGGAGGACAGCGAAGAGAUUCCGGUCGUUCCGAUGAACGCGGCUCUCGCGGGCUUUGCGCGGCGCAAACAGGAGGAGGAACGGUUAGAGGAGGAGGAGAUUCCACUGAACCCUGCGCUGGCCGCCUUCGCGCGCCGACAAGCCGAACCAGGGUCCGAACAGGAGGAAAAAAGUGAGAACCAAGAGCAACCCAGUGAACAAGAAGGCUCUGCUCACUCCUCGGAGAUGAUGCUGCCGCCGCCGGGCCCGAUCAAUCCAGCUUUAGCUUCGUUCGCCCGACGGAAGCAGGAGGAGGAACGGUUAGAGGACGAGCCGGUGAUGAUCAACCCCGCGUUGGUGAGUUUUUCGCAGCGCAAAACCGCCGGGGAGGAGGAAAGAAUGAAGAAAGCGGAGGAGGAGAUCGACGAACUGAUGAAAGACCACAUCAAACCCUCGAACGACGAAACGUUGCAGGAGUCCCGCGAGGAGGCGCAGCGAACCGAGGCGGAGCUGACGCCGCCGCAGAAGACCCCCCCGAAGACGCCGCAGACGCCCUUCUCCGGGUCCGACCGCCCGAAGUUAUGGAUUGCAAAAAUGUCUGGGUCUGGAAAGAACUUGUAAUGCUGCGUUGGGAAUAAUGAAUGCGCUGUAAUGCACAGCCAAGCAUGAAAAAUGUCUGCGCUUGUUUGUGUUGCGUUUUUCGCAUGACAGCACGACAGGCAAAAGGGUCUCUUCUUGGACACGCAUCACAAACUUUUUGGUCAUGCCAGACAAGCAUGACAAAUCUCGCAAUCGUCCAGACCCCGACAUAUUUGCAAUGCAUAGAAGUCGCAGAAGAGUAACGCGACCAGCAUGGGCAGCAGCGAGCGGAGUUUCAAAGCGAAGGAAAAGCUCCGGCUGAUGGGCGGCACCAUUCUGUAUUCCGACAUCGCGUCUUUGGUCGACGAGCGCUACAAAUUCGCCACGCCGCGCACCCCGAUCGGCGGCCCGCCCAAGGACGAGAAUUUGGAUCCCGAGAUCGCGGACCGCGAGCGGAGGCGCGUGGAGGCGCACCGGUUACGGAACAUGGCGAAGGCCGCGGGGAGCCGGUUCAAGGCGGUGUCGAAGCUGACCUCCAUGGGCGCAGCGCAGAGGAAGCCGAACAUUCUGAGCAUGCAGAACCACGGGAAAAUCCGGGAGGCGGCGCUGGAGACGCAGGCGCACCUCGGCGUGUUGAACUCCGCGUUGUCGAACGAGGGCGGGGGCGUGCAGAUGAUUUCCCAGAUGCUGGAGGAGGAGCGGAGGAAAAAUCGCGAAGCCGAAGCGUUGAACGACCCGGUCGUGCUGGCGCGCGCGGACUUGAGCAAGAAGAUCGCCACUUUAUUGGAGGACGUGCAGUCGGAACUGACCUGCCGGGCCAUCCGGUCGUUGAAUGAGGCUUUGAUCAAGGAUCCGAAGGACAAAAAAUCACUCUUCCGGAAAAUUUUGAUCGCCAAGGUGGGCAGUAUCGAGAACAUCAUCAAAGCCUACGACAGCAACGGAAACGGCGACGUUUCCUACACCGAGUUCGAGGCGGCCACGAAAAAAACUUUAUCUCAGCAGGAGAUGGACACGUUUCUGCUGCUCGCCGGUGUCCCGCAACUGUCCCUGAAGCGCAUUUUCGCCCUCUUCGACGAGUCCGGCGACGGCACGAUCGACACGAUGGAACUGGUGGCGUUCAAGUCCACGGACAUUGUGCAGGCCGAGUGGGUAUCAAAUGCAAAAAUGUCUGGGUCUGGAAACUUGUGAUGCUGAAAUGUGCAUGAUGAAAACACUUCCGAAUUCAGUCCAGCAUGACAAUUUCCCAAAGCGCUUUCUCAUAGGCAAUCUGCGUGAGAAGCUGCGUUUUUGCAUGACAAAAGAGGCUGCGACUUUUGUUGGUUAUGCAAUACAGAUUUCCCAGGAAUGUAGAGCUAGCAUUACAAGUUCCAACCCUCCAGACCCAGACAUUUUUGCAGUGCAUAGUGGGAGAGCUUGUCCGUGAUGCAGAAGUGGAAGCUCUACUGCAGCAAGACCGCCGGCUAUGGAGAGAAAAAAGUUUGUCACAGUCACUACCUUGCAGGUUUUGCAUUACAAAUUUUUUCAGCAUCACAGCUUUUCUUUGUAUUGCAUAAGCACUAG